Molecule: messenger RNA, 1382 nt
Organism: Pecten maximus
Lineage: Eukaryota; Metazoa; Mollusca; Bivalvia; Pectinida; Pectinidae
Exons: 3
Coding region: 14-1189 (391 amino acids)
Source: RefSeq, a predicted model, not a curated record
GACCAGGUACAAAAUGGCAAGCAGACCGAAGUGCCCAAGAGUAGGAAACGAAGACUCGAUUUUCAGCUCGUUUAGUUCAAACCAAGAUUUAUUUGAUGGUUUGAGACAAGACUUGAGUGGGUUGCAAACAUCUGUUGGGUUUGGACUAGCGCUGCUUAAGAUUCAACUGUGUGACGCAAAAUUUAGCACGACUUUCUCAAAUGCGUGUUUACACGCAGUGAGACAAACUGAUCUUGAUGACGAGGACCGGGUAGCUUACACUUUUGGAAGUGUGUUUGAUCGUGGAUGUGGGGUGCUGAAGUCCUUCUUGGAUGAUCCUCACGGAAGAAUACCGCAACGAAAAGGCGAACAUAUCGCACUAUGCAAGCUGUUGACAAUGCUGGAAAAUACAAAAGAUGUUAACAAGGCGCUCACCAUCGAUCAUGGCCAACAAAUCAGCAGAACAGAAUGGACAAUAAGACUGGCCCAUCAUUUCCUGUCUCCACUUGCAGUUAAUCCAACAUUCCUUAUAGAUAGUCAUAGUUGUGAUCAAAGAGAUAGAUGUCCAUGCUGCAAUGAAAAGAUAGCAGGGUCUUUUGACGAUACCAGCAUUGGCAGCAAAGAUGGUUGGCAUGGGUACCUGGAUAUCGUGUUUGGUGUAGAAAGAUUUGCAGCAGUGAAGAUUGCUGUUGAGGAACCGGAUUCUCCUGGUGGUGAAAACCGUUCUGCAGUUGAAGUAAAAGCCCAGGAUGGCUUGAAAAGUUGCAGAAACCAAAUUUUAGCUGAAACAGUCGUAUUUUCAUUUUUACAGAAAAAGUAUCACUCAGAAUAUGACAAUUAUCUCAUUCCUACUAUUGGAAUUUCAAGACAAUAUGUGGUGUUUUACUUUUAUGACUGUGUCAAUGAUAUGUUGAUGGAAACACCACCAAUACGCUUGUUAAAGAAUAACAAGUUAAUUAAAUCAACUAUUCUAGCUGUAUGGCUCGUCCUCAAUUACAAGUAUUUCUGUUCUGGAAUCACAAAAGGUAUGCGGGAUCGCAAUUUUACAGCAGAUUUUUUCAAACAUGUAGGUGAUUGCAUUCAGAUCUAUAGGAAUGAUGUAGACUUUGCUUGUGGUUCAGCGAGUCGGGCAGUCGAAGAUUUUGCCCCUUGGGAAGAUGUUCGUAUUAAACUUGAGAGUGGAAGUAUUUCUGCUGAACCUACCAAUUAGACUGCAUUUAUUCAGAGAUGUAGGAUUCCACUUAUCCAGUACGCGGACAAGGACAUUAGCUUACAAGGCUUUAUAGUGGAAAUGUUCAAGAUUUACUGUAUUUUCAACCAACUUUUCAGAAAUAUUCUUCGGCCAAUAUGACAAUUGUUUGCCUGAUAUAGUUUCUAUAAGAUUAAAUGUAAUUUCAAAGAUU